This is a messenger RNA of Penaeus chinensis, 4324 nucleotides long. Its product is annotated as UBA-like domain-containing protein 2-B. Lineage: Eukaryota; Metazoa; Arthropoda; Malacostraca; Decapoda; Penaeidae. The transcript is spliced from 5 exons. The record is from RefSeq and is a predicted model, not a curated record. Gene Ontology annotation, molecular function: protein binding. Bases 66 to 506 code for a protein of 146 amino acids.
GAAAACAUUCUCAGUGUGGUCGAUGAAGCGGUGAGAGGAGGUCGUGUAUUUAAUUCCAUCCCAGAAUGGAUUCGGCAUUACGUGAACAGGUCAUGAUAAACCAGUUUGUAAUGGCUGCAGGGGCCACGAGAGAACAGGCGAGACAGUUGUUACAGUCAGCUCACUGGCAGUUUGAGACGGCACUGAGCAUAUUUUUCCAAGAGGCGGUGCCCAAUGGCGGAGCAUCGCAACAUCACCUCAAUCACCUGUGCACACCUGCCAACACACCUGCCACGCCCCCCGCCUUCCCAGAUGCGCUGGCAGCCUUCUCGAAGAUGUCAACUCAGGAUAAAUUGUCCACGUCGCCCUCAGGUGGCUUUUCCCCCCCUCCAGCGCAGUUCCAGCAGCCGCAGUUCCAGGCGCCCCUUUCUCAGCCGCCCUCCAUGGUCAUGCAGCAGCAGCUUCCACAGCAAUCGCAGCCUAGACAGAUAAUUGCAAACAAUGUACACAUCAAUGCACAAAGAUAAGCAAGGCAAUAAGUGACAAAUAUUUUCUAGUAACUGCAAGAAAGAUAGAACAUUAGAUAGAAGAAAAAAAAAAAAAAAAGUUGAAAGGAAAAGAAUUAUGAGAAAUACAAAUAUAAAAGACUUUCAUAACAGAUGUGAGAGAUUUCCUUCCUCCCCCACCCUCCCAACCCCCCCAAAAUACAAAAAAUAGAUAUAAAAAAGGAAAAAAAUAAGUGGUUGAUGAUGACUGAUGGAUGUUUAGUUUAGUUGCGUUGCAAUGGCCGGGUCAGAGACACAGGUGUGCUUCGAGUGGCCUCUGAGAGCAAGUGACGGGGAUGAGGAGGAGGCACCAACAACAACAACAACAACAAACAACAACAACAACAACAACAACAACAACAACAACAACAACAACAACAACAACAACCAGCACUUGUGUAAUGCUUUUGUGAUGAGAUGUUGAGUCAUUGUGUUAAUUUAUGAAAAGUCGGUGAAGAUUGUUACCCUUAACCUUUUUUUUUUUUUUUUUAUAGGUUACUAUGCAGCCUUGCUGUAUAGUUAUAUAAAAUGCUAAAUACUAUAAAGUUUUGUAACAACAUUUUCUGGUCCUGUUUUUUUUAAUAUCACUUUUUCCUUAAGCCUUGUUGUCACUUUCUUUGGUAUAUAAUGUUUUAUCAUUAUUAUGACUAUUUUUCCUGUUGUGUUCCUUCAUCUUUGGUUGUAAAGGAGGAAAUUGUAAAUGCUAAUUUGCAUAAAUUGUAGUUAUUUGUUAUCACUGAAGUAUAAAUGAAGGCAUUGGUUGGAAAGCUCUUGUCCUGUUUUUAUUUUUUCUAAAUUAAAGUUUGUGAGAGGAAAUUUGGAAAGAAAAGAACUUUGUUAUGAAAAAGGAAAAUUUUUAAGGGAAAAAUGAUAGAAGAAAAAGAACACAGUUUUUUAAGGAGUGCCUCUCUGUAACUUUUGUUUUCUUUUUCUUUUUUUUUAUUUAUUUUUGUUUUUUUUAAUUGCUUCUUAUGCAGCCAACACCUAUGAAAAUACAAAGUGCUUCCUUAUUUUUUUAUUUUUCUCUUUGUUAUUUUUAUUUUUUUGUGUUGAGGAAAGGCAGUUUUAGAGGUAAUAACACAAAUUGACCUUGGUAGCCAAAUGUACAAAUGUGAAUAUUGUUUUUAUAGAAAUUCUUUUAAAUGUGAUUGGAAUAUAAGCCUUACUUAUUUUUUAUUUUGCAUCUUCACCUUUUUUUUUAUGUCAACAAAUAUUUUUGAAAAAGGCAGUAGCUGUGCUUAUAUUACCUAUAAAAUUGUGAAAUCUAUAUCAACUGAAUGUUUAUGUAUUGUUUUAACACUAAAAAAUUAGUAAAAAAAUGGAAAAGUAAACUCUGAAUAUCUUUAGAACGAUUAUUAGUUAAGAAUGAAUAAUUAUUUCAUUAUACGUGAUGUGAUUGAAAACGGCAAACAAAAAAACAAACAAAAAAAAACAAAAAACAAAAAAUCAAGUGAAAAGAUAAGAAUGGCAAUGGAUAUUGAUUGUGAAAGUGAAGAUUCGUAUUCUUUCUAAUUUUCACCCCUUUUUUUUUUUCCCUUUCCGCAUGUUAAUUUUCUCAAUAUUUAAUCUCGCUCGUAAGAAGAGGAAAUGUGUUGGUUGCUUUCUUAGCUCAUUUCUUUCAUAAUAAAUGGAUUCAGGCAGAGAGGAAAUCAGAGUUAGCUUUUGUUUGAAUCAUUGUUUCCCUGCAUGAUUUGAGAAGUACAACCACAAGCAUUUUGGGUCAUGCGUUAGAGUUGCAUUUUUCACGAAUGUGUCAAAAGGUUUCGAUGUCCAGAGUUGCUAUGGUUGUGUAAAGCCUUAUGUUAUGUCUUGUUUAUGUUGAGAAAGGAAGGCUGCUCCAUAGUGUCCAGGACCAAUGUGUUAUUAUUAUUGAUUUUAUUUUUUUGUUAUUAUUAGUAUUAUUAUUGUUACUUUUUUUGGUUUUUUUUCUUGGGGGAUGCUUCUUGAACUAAUGGGAAAUUCAUGUACUCAUGGAUACAGCUUUUAGUUUUACAAAUAACGUGUUUCUCGGUGAAAUAUGUAAUUUUGCUUUUAUUUAUUGAUUCAGAUAUUUUAUGGAGUAGGAGCACGUCAUGUUAUUUUAUUUGAAUUGUCAGAAGAUUAGGUUAAUUUUUUGUAUGUAAUAUAGUUCCAAUGCCACUUCAAGAGACGUGUGUAGGGUGGACAUUGCUCGGCUGUUUUCCUGUUAGAUUCCAUCUUGCAUCUUGAUUUGGUAACAAAUAUUUAUCAGUUGUUAAUAAUUUUGUCCUAACUUCCCCCCCCCCCUCCUCUCUCUCUCUCUCUCUCUCUCUCUCUCUCUCUCUCUCUCUCUCUCUCUCUCUCUCUCUCUCUCUCUCUCUCUCUCUCUCUCUCUCUCUCUCUCUCUCUCUCUCUCUCUCUCUCUCUCUCUUUCUCUCUCUCUCUCUCUCACUCAUUUUUGUUUUGGCUUCGUUGAAAAGGACAAUUUCAACAGAGAAAGACUGAAGUGUUUUAGUGAUUUGUAUUGUACGUACGAUGUAGUGGAUUCACAAAAUUGGGGAAACAAUGAAGGAGUCUUUGUGUCGAAGCACGAGCCAUUCGAAGCAAAUCACCUGUUACAAGAGAAUGAGAUUGUAUCUUCCUUUGUGUUUUACUGCGGUUUCUGGUCACAAACAGUUUGCAUACAUUUUGUUAGAGUUGAUGUUAGACUCUGUCACUACUACUAGAAUCUGGUUACUAGAAUUGUUUUUCAUAUUGUAGUUUGUAUGUUAUUCUUAGUACCUAAUGAUGCUCAAUGUUAAUGAUGAAAGUGUAAGAAAACUACAGUUAUUGAAUAUAGUAAAUUUUACAAAGCAAACAUACAGUCGGUUUCCUUUUUGUAAGUAUUAUGCCAUGGGUGGAUGAAAUUAUGGUAAUAUUAUGGUAAUAUAAUAUUAAUAAUUCUGUUAACAUGAAUUAACAAAAGGUAUUACUGUCUUUUUUUUUCUCCAUUUUUUUGUGAGAAAAGGUUGGUUAGAUUUUCAAACACAAUAGUACUGCAUUACUAUUAUUUUCUAAUGAAAUGUCUCUUGCAUUGUGAAUAUUAAUGCAGUCUCUUGCAUGGUUUAACAAGUGGAUUUGUGACAUAUUUGUUGCAGCAAUAUAAGGGAAACAUUGCAAAUAGUAUGUUAGGCCACUAGAGGUAUUUUCAUGCUAAGGCAUAAACUUACUUGUAUCCACACUUUGAAAAUAGAAAAUGUUUGUCAGUUACUAUUCUACAGUUUAUGUCAUGUAUAUAAAUGUAUGAUAGGCCAGAAUGUUAGGGAUGAAGAGAGGAAUAUUAAACAAGUCAUUUCUGUCACAGGCUACUUUUGAACAAUUAAUUAAACCAGAGUAGCCAUGAUAGAAAGCAGUCCCAGUUCAAGAUAUUCAUUUUAGAAUAUCGACCACAUAUUAUUGGCAGGAGUUUUCCAAAGUGUCUACGCGAUGAACUCAAUUUAACUGAAAACCCACAAUUGACUUCCGCCACUUCUUUCCAGGGAGUCAGAAGGUCGACUUGGUUAAUCACACAUGGAGUAUAAGUGUUUUGUAAUUUUUUUAUCAGCUGUUAUUUCAGUACAUUUUUUUUUUCUUUCUUUUUUUUUUUUUUUUUUUUUUUUUUAAGUAUUUAAAUAAAUUAUGGUUUAAAAAAAAAUAUUGUGGUGUGCAAACCAUGGUGUCAUCACAGUACAUCACUCUCCAUCUUGUGAAGAAGUUUCUAGUAAGUGCAACUAGGUAUUAUAUUCUCCUAAUGUGCUCCUUUUAAUGGAGUAUGUGUCAAUGUGUAUCAUAGAUUUCAGUUUAUUAAAAAUGAUGUAUAGAAA